Lecanosticta acicola is the source of this 783-nucleotide messenger RNA. The record is from the annotation of a GenBank genome assembly. Lineage: Eukaryota; Fungi; Ascomycota; Dothideomycetes; Mycosphaerellales; Mycosphaerellaceae.
AUGGCCAACUGCACCGUCCACCUGAUCAAGCUGACCUCAGCACCAAACCCCAAAGAUUUCAUCCGCAAACUGAAACCCUCCUCAGCACUCAUCAAAGGCAUCCCCUACGGCUGGGUCCACAAACCACGCUCCCUCCACACGAACGAACUACUAGGAUCGAAAUGGGACCUCUUCCUCCUCACAGAAUCCAACAUAUCCAUGGAUCCAUUCCAAGCUGCAAUAGAAACUCACAUCACCAUCCCAGUCACGAUCCCCCCCGAGCAAUUCGAAACUCUCAAACAACAAAUCACCACCACCCCCGCCCCGUCUCAGAAAACACCACCUCUCCCAACACACUGGACCUCUCCUCAAUCCCACAUCCCCCAAGAAGAACUCGUGGAAACCAGAUCCACCCCUCUCUCUGUCGGCGAGCUCCGUCUCGACAACCCCAUGGCCGAAUUCCUCUCCAACGCCCUUCCCCAGGACCACCGCGAUAGACCAGCCUGCUUCUUCAAUCUCUUCAAAUACAAAAAUGACGAUCGAUCAACCCACGAUUCCUACAUGCAAGGUUUCAAGAACACUUUCGGCGACGCGGCCGGAGCUAGCGUGAAAUUCAUGGGCCCGGUUCGCGAUGUUGGAAAUGCUUGGGAUGAUGCGAAUCUGGUCCAGUAUGAUAGCGUUUGGCACUAUGCAUACAUGCUCUCGACGGACGUGUAUAAAGAACUGAAUAAGGAGAAGGUAGCCGGGCUGGAGGAUACUUGUAUUCUGCUGGUAGGGGAGACGGAACCUGCGGGAGGAAAGUGA